Molecule: messenger RNA, 282 nt
Organism: Dracunculus medinensis (Guinea worm)
Lineage: Eukaryota; Metazoa; Nematoda; Chromadorea; Rhabditida; Dracunculidae
Source: the annotation of a GenBank genome assembly
AUGGUCAUGCUCACUUUUUUCCUCCUUCUUUCGUCGUUAUCCAAUCAUGCCAAUGGAGGUGCUGUCGAGAUAGACGUUUGUCAUAUGCUUGUUCCUGUACCUCAACAAGGUGCGGGACCAGGCGUGGGUGUAGGUCCAGGUGCAGCUGCACAGCCAGGAAGUGUUCGAAGGCCUACAGUACCUGUUGAAAGCUGCCAAGAUCGUGACGCGCCAGCUUGUUCCGAAAUAUUCAAAUAUGAAGCUGGGGAAAUACGCGUACUCGCAGAUAAUCUUUUACCGUAA